AUGUACGUUCACUUGGAUAGUAAAACAAAGUCAAAAGAUGUCAAGAAUUAUCUUAACCUUGACCCCCAUGUCUAUUUUGGGGGAGGACAAAAUUUUGUCAAAACCAAAGGUUUGAAAGUUACACAAAACUUCAUUGGCUGUUUACAGAACAUCUACUUCAAUGAUGUGUCAGUUCUCUAUGAUUUAAAACAUGGAAAUGGCUCAACACAAUACCAUGGUGGACCUAACGUGCAGUACGGCUGUGAACCAAUUCAGAAUACGCCACUGUCCUUUCCACGUAUUGGAACUCUGCUUUCUCUUAACCUUACAGACAAAUACAACCUUGAAUUACAAAUGCAGUUUAGAACCAUCCAAGAAACUGCCAUCCUUUUAUAUAUUGGCCUGACCACUUUCGAUAGUCAGACAGGCACUGAUUCUGGGAUUCUAGAGGUUUGGUUAUUAGAUGGAUAUCCCAACCUCAAGUUUGUUCCAUUCAGCAAGAGGCAGAAUAUAACGCAGUCAAUCCCAAUCACAACUCAUGUGAAUGAUAACCUGUGGCAUACACUGCAUCUGACAUUUAAAGACCAACUUCCCACAUUGACUGUCGAUGGUGUCACUGUUAAGGCCAAACCUUAUGGACACAAUAAACCAAAAUUACGUAAAAAACUAUAUGUGGGCUACGAUUUUUCAGCAAGCAGUGGUUUUGUUGGCUGUAUCCGCAAUGUAUAUCUGCAGGGUGAACCCGUUGACUUGAUAUCUAUUGUCCAUUCAGAAGCUUCUAAUGGGCCAAUUUUAGAUGGUUGUCAUUUAGUAGACUUUUGCAAGAACAGUACAAUGUGUGAGCACAACAGCAAAUGUGUAUCUGAUUGGUCAAGCAUGCAUUGUGACUGUUCAGAUGCGUAUGAAGGCAGUGCUUGUCAUUUUGCCAAAUACCGUCGUGAUUGUAAUGAUUACUACCUUGCUGGUGAGCGUCAGUCAGGUGUUUAUCGUGCUGAUUUGGAUGGCAAUGGUCCUCUCCCUCCUACGUAUGUUAACUGUGAAAUGAGUUAUGUUGGUGGCUUUGGAGAGGGAGAAAUAUAUGGGCAAACUAUUGUCACACACAACUUGAUACCAAAUACAACCGUCCAAUCUAAAAACUUCCCUGAUCUCCGAGUUAUUAUUGAAUACCGAGAGAUGAGCAAAGAACAUCUGCAAUUAUUGACAUCCCAGUCUGCCUUUUGUGAACAGUUGAUUGAAUACCAAUGUCUCAAAAUUCCUAUACGGCUUGGUAAAAAACUUUGGUUUAAAGCAGCCAAUGAAAGAAUCGUUAAAUCAAUUGGCAAUCCAAAUAUUGGUACCUGUCCUUGUUCUUCGACUGAUUCCUGUUAUAAUAAAUAUAAAUGCAAUUGUGAUGCACAGACUGGAUUUUGGCAGAUGGAUUUUGGUUACAACACGGACACAGACCAAUUACCAGUGACAGAGAUUUAUGCUGAAAGGUAUGACCACAUUCCUGAUGGGAUUGGCAAAAUUAACCUUGGGCCACUCAAAUGCUGGGGAAACAAAUUUCAUGAUCAGCAAAAAGCUAUGACAUUCAAAUCUCCUGAGUCUUAUAUUCAAGCCCCUUCUUGGACACACAAGGACCUUAUCUUCUCAUUCCGUACCUUUAAAGAUAAAGUACUUCUUAUCCAUCAAGCGGAUGACAAAGGAAACUACAUCACUAUCCACAUGGAAAAUGGUGAAGAUAUCAAGUUCAAAGCUUCAGCUAAUGGUCAUGACAUUAAUAUGAAAAUUAAAUCAGAUCAAAGAGUGGACAAUGGUCAAUGGCAUAUUGUUAAAUUGGAACAGGAUAAUUACAAUAUUCGUCUAACCUUUGGCUCAAAAACAAAACUCAUAGAUAUUCAACACCAGAACUUGCCAAAGUUUUUGGCUUUCCCAGGAUAUAUGUAUAUUGGUGGAGUUCCUUCAAAUAUGACCGAAGUGCCUGAUGUUCCUGGUUUGGUUGGUUGCAUGAGAGAUUUAGUCUACAACAAUCAAUUUGUGGAACUCUCUCUUCCUGGUCUCUACAAGACAGAAGGUGUCAAUAUUGGCUGCCUUGCAGCUUGUCAUGAAAAACCCUGUCAAAAUGGAGGCACUUGUGUUGAGCAGUGGGGAAGCUAUAAAUGUGUAUGCAUCAAUAAAUGGUCUCAUCUUGGAUAUAAUUGUGAAAAUAAUAUUGAUGAAGACAUGGUGACGUUCACGGGAACAAAUACGUCAUAUUUAUUCUAUGACAAAACAAACCAACCGUCUAUCUUGAAUGAUACAAUUGUCAUGAGUUUUCGUACCAUUAAAAUGAAUGCCCUUUUGCUCUACAUGCAUGAUAAUUAUGAUAAUUUUGUACAGUUAGAACUUGUUAAAGAAAACCGAAUCGUCCUGACAUUCAACUCUUUUGACUCUGUCGUCUCAGCAUCGCUGGAAUGUAGUCGGAAUCUCAACAAUGAGAAAUGGCAUCAAAUCGUAGCAGAAGUUCUUGAACAGGGCACCAGGUUGCAGGUUGGUAACGAGGAAAUCACAAUACCUCACAAAAGAUUCAAAAAGAAGCAAGAAAUAUUUGACAAAAAAGUGUCAGUAGAACCACCAAGCUAUUCACCGCAGAAAGAUUUUGUCUACCUUUACGUGGGUGGUGUCAUACCACAGAUGACACAGUUAUCUCGUUUCAAAGGAUGCAUACGUGGACUGAAGAUUGGAGAUCAUGUUAUUGGUUUAAGAAAUAAAAGCCGAAAUGAAGAAUCUGUAAAGAACAUGUGCAAAGAAGGCUGCAUCUCUAAUCCAUGCCUCAAUGAUGGCUUUUGUAAUAAUGAAUGGGGAGAUGGAAAUUUUACAUGUGACUGCAGUCAGAGCAGUUACACUGGUAGACUUUGUAAUCUGACUCCUUGUGGUGACUUUAAUGGAAACAGUUAUCUGGAUAUGAAAUUUGAUCCUGAAGUUUAUGGAACAAAGAGAAUCAGGGAAGAGAAGUUGUUGUUGACUUUUCAGACAAAAGCCAAAAGAAAACAAGUCUUACUUGACAUAUACAAUUCUGACUGCAACGACUACCUGACGAUUUUUAUGAAUUCAGAACACAGGAUUCUUAUGAAAACUGAUCAAGGUGUGGGCAAUUAUAUAGUAUCAUCAACGGGCACCUAUAAUGAUGGCAAGUUACACGAGAUUUAUUAUCAACGAAAAAUAAAAACGGGAGAACUAGAAUUGCGGGUGGAUAAAGAGACGACCACAAAGACUUAUCCACUUCAUAAUCUGGAUAAUAUUGAUCACAUCCGGAUAGGAGGUGCGAGCCCAUGCACACAGAGAAUGGACCCAGAGUAUAAAAAUUUCAAAGGAAAGAUCAAGAAUGUGAUCUACACGCCACAAAGGGUACAAAUCAUGCCACUGAAAGAACACCUGGACAAUGUUGCAUCAAAAAAACGCAAUGUGAGUGUUGUUGGGGAAUUCAUGAGCUGUAACGAGGUUGUGGAGCCACAAACUUCCCCUGGAACAACCAACAAGGCAACCAGCCAGUCUUCAGCUACUCCCCUGCCACGAAGGACAAUGACAAUGCCCACCACAACUGACUGGUCAGCAACAAUCUUUUUUAUAAAAACCCUUUCUCCACCAAUAACCUCAACGACACCCACAACAACAACUACAACAACAACUCUUGCUCCAACAACCAGUCAACGAAAUUUUCCUGAACCAAAUGCUACUGGUGUAUACAUUCCUCCUAUGGCUGACGAUAUGACUAUAGUCCUCAUUGUUGGUUUGGUCAUCACAGGAAUUCUGUUGAUCACAAUCAUUGCUAUUUUACUGAUGUGUUUCCGCACAAGAAAAACUCAUUAUGCUUCACAUAAAGGAGAAGAUGUUGAAUUGAAGGAACCUUUACAUCCUGUCGGCAAUCAUAUGCCAUCAAGUCCAGCAAUGAUGAAUCAUAUGGCAACAUUUGAAGAAUUUAGUAUGAUCACAGCCUUACUUAACAAUGGAGGGGUUGAAAUGAUACCAAACAAAGAGAACGUGAAUGGAGUUGAUCCAAACAAUAGAUUCUCCACCUCUAGUAUUCCCUGGAUAGAUGAUGACCAGAAUAUUUAUCCUAUUUAUAAUAGGAAGAAAAAACGACCUGCCUCGUCAAUUUCUGAAGUUAUGGAAGAAAUGGAAAGAAUUCGAAAAGCUAAAGAAUUAGGUGUUGAUCCAGAGACAGAUUUAACAACUCCGACAGUUAAUGAACCCGAUCAUACUGUUGACAAUAUAACUGAAGGAUCAACUGAAAGUAAACUUGCACGGGGUUCCAAUACUCGAAGUGAGGCUGACAGUUUCACCUCUCAUGGUCAUCUUAGCACCAAUGAGCACAAUGGAGACAGUGGUUAUGAAGCAAGCUCAAAGCCAGAGGGGGAGGAUGAAAAUACCGCAGACAACACUGCAGACACCAUCUCACCAGACACUCCUGAGCAAAAGACCAAUAUCUAUGAUGUGAACUGCAUAACAGAUGACCAGGAAAUUCCUGUGGAACUAACAAACUCAAAACAGAAACUUCUACAGACUUCUGAACUGUCCGUCUGA
Messenger RNA from Acanthosepion pharaonis, 4521 nucleotides. NCBI's taxonomy places the organism in Eukaryota, Metazoa, Mollusca, Cephalopoda, Sepiida, Sepiidae. The record is from the annotation of a GenBank genome assembly.